Messenger RNA from Odontomachus brunneus, 1387 nucleotides. RefSeq names its product DTW domain-containing protein 2 (gene Dtwd2). NCBI's taxonomy places the organism in Eukaryota, Metazoa, Arthropoda, Insecta, Hymenoptera, Formicidae. The record is from RefSeq and is a predicted model, not a curated record. The coding region runs from base 487 to 1248 and encodes 253 amino acids. The transcript has 6 exons.
CCGUCCUCUACCAUUUAUCAUUAUCAAAAUAAAAAAUAAUUCUUUGUGCCUUUCUAUAAAAAUCUCGCAUUAUCUCGCCAACUACAACAAUUCUUAAUAUGAAUAAAAUCAUGUGUCAUUGCGCAUACGCAAGAUUCGUAUAAAACACAUUCCAAAGUUCACACAGUGCUCUCAUUCUAAUCGCGCGCAUGCCAUUAUUCGCCGAUAGUGCUUCAUGGUGGCGGUGACUUUGAAGUAAUAAUAAAUAAUGGUUUUUCAAGAAAGUUUUAUUAUGUCGUAUUUAACUACAUAUAAUCAGUUAAAAAUUCAAUGUAUACAAUUUUAACAGAGUUGGUAAAUUUAAUUUUUCGCAAAAACUGGACUCUGAAUCAGCACUCCAAAUUUUUCUUGAACUGAAUUAAAAUUGUAUACACUAACUAUAUAAUCGCGAUAUUAUGUAUGAAAAUUGUCAUAAAAUAUCAAAGAUAUUUCUGGUAAUUAUUUAUCAUGACGAAUGAGGAUAAUGUAUGGAAUGAGCUGGCAAAUAUUUCAGCUGAUCCUCCUGAAACAAGAGACAAAUGUUCACAAUGCAAAAGACCUGUGCAAGUAUGUUGGUGCCCAGGUUUACCAAAACAACGUCUCAAUCCAGCAUCAAGAAUAAUAAUUUUACAGCAUCCAGCUGAAGCAAAGCGUUGUUUACGUACAGUACCAAUGCUAGCAUUAGCUUUGGAAUCAGGAAAGUGCCUAAUUUAUAGAGGAAAACGAUUUCCCUUACCUAUGCAUAAAGGCCUAACAGAGAUUCUAAAUGAUAAGAACACUAUUUUAUUAUAUCCAUCACCUGAAGCUGUUGCACUAGAUACAUUAGAUCCAGUUGGAAUCAAUGAGCAAAAAGCAUAUAACUUAGUUUUGUUAGAUGGAACAUGGCCACAAGCAAAGGCAAUAUACCACUCAAGUCCAUCUUUAUACUUUCUACGAGCUUGCAAGCUAAUUGGUGUGCCCACCAGCGAGUAUGUAAUUAGAACACAGCCAACAGAAGGCUGCCUCUCAACACUAGAAACAGGUGCGAGUGCACUUUCGAUUCUAGAAAGCGAUCCUGAACUAAGAGAAAAAAUGUUAGGUCCGUUGCAUUAUCUGUGUAGGUUUCAGUUGGAAAAUGGCGCGGUAACACAUCAGAGUAAGGAAUUUCUUAUUAAACAAAAAGCUUACCCAAAAUUAAUUGGCAAGAGACUUGCCAAACAGUUACGUAUAUUACCAGACAGUACGUCAUAACAUUGACUUUCAAGCGUAUCUGACGAUUUAUAAGGAGCUCUUAAUGUGAUAUACGGAAAAAUAACCAUCGAGUAAAAUGUUGGACUCGCAAUAAAUUCUUUUUAUUUAUACUUAGAAUAAAUUUCAAUAUAUUUCAAUA